This is a messenger RNA of Leptidea sinapis, 1060 nucleotides long. RefSeq names its product eukaryotic translation initiation factor 3 subunit F (gene eIF3f1). Gene Ontology annotation, cellular component: eukaryotic translation initiation factor 3 complex, eIF3m. Bases 61 to 894 code for a protein of 277 amino acids. The record is from RefSeq and is a predicted model, not a curated record. NCBI's taxonomy places the organism in Eukaryota, Metazoa, Arthropoda, Insecta, Lepidoptera, Pieridae. Gene Ontology annotation, biological process: translational initiation. Gene Ontology annotation, molecular function: metallopeptidase activity; translation initiation factor binding; translation initiation factor activity. The transcript is spliced from 5 exons.
GUAAUAUUUAGUAUUUACAUCCUCUUUGAUGUCAAGGCUCAAGUCGACCAAGUCGUCAACAUGGCUCUAAACUUAGUUGUUAAAGUUCAUCCAGUUGUAUUAUUUCAAAUAGUAGAUGCAUAUGAACGUAGAAAUGCAGACUCACAUCGAGUUAUUGGUACAUUACUGGGUACCGCAGAUAAAGGUGUUGUGGAAGUCACAAAUUGCUUUUGCGUGCCCCACAAGGAACAUGCCGAUCAGGUCGAGGCUGAGCUGAACUAUGCUAUGGAUGUAUAUGAACUGAACCGGAGAGUCAAUUCAUCAGAAAAUAUUGUUGGGUGGUGGGCAACGGGCAGUGAGGUAACCAACCACUCAUCGGUGAUCCACGAGUACUACUCGCGCGAGUGCCGCGAACCCGUUCACGUGACACUCGACACCUCGCUGGCGGACGCGCGCAUGGGCCUGCGCGGUUACGUAUGCGUGCCGCUGGGUGUGCCGCGCGGCAAGCAAGGCUGCAUGUUCACGCCCAUCGACGUGGCGCUCACGUGCUAUGAGCCCGAGGUGGUCGGCCUGCGUCUGUGCCACCGCACUCUGGGAGGCGGCGCGCGCUCGAGACCCGUGCAGCCCGCGCACGACCUGGCGCUUGUGGCCGACGCAGCGGGCUCGCUAGCCACGCUGCUGGACCAGGUGGUGCAGUAUGUGGAGGAUGUCCUAGCGGAGAACGCAGCGCCUAACAACGCGGUGGGGCGCGAGUUGCUUGAGCUGGUGCACGCCGUGCCAAACCUGGCCGCGGAUACCUUCGCUGACGCAUUCGCCUCCAGUGUCAAGGACUUGCUUAUGGUGGUAACACUAGCCCAACUCAUCAAAACUCAACUCCAACUUAACGAGAAGCUGACACUGCUGACGACUCAGUGAACCCGGAUUCAAUACGAGCCCAUUUUGACAACAACACCAACAUUGUGCAUUGUUAUUCUAUUUCUUGCAAUUAUAAAAUAUUAGAGGAGUGGAAGCAUUGUGAAAAAAAGGAGUUGGGAGUGCUGUAAAAAAAAUCUCUUUUAAUAAAUAUAUUGUUCACAACAUU